Fundulus heteroclitus (mummichog) is the source of this 1337-nucleotide messenger RNA. RefSeq names its product olfactory receptor 11A1-like. Gene Ontology annotation, molecular function: G protein-coupled receptor activity; olfactory receptor activity. Gene Ontology annotation, cellular component: membrane. The record is from RefSeq and is a predicted model, not a curated record. The transcript has a single exon. Bases 12 to 980 code for a protein of 322 amino acids. NCBI's taxonomy places the organism in Eukaryota, Metazoa, Chordata, Actinopteri, Cyprinodontiformes, Fundulidae. Gene Ontology annotation, biological process: G protein-coupled receptor signaling pathway.
GCUGCAGCAUCAUGAUUAACUCCACACAUGUUUUAUAUUUUACUCUGAGUGCCUACUUUGACGUUGGACCUUUGAAAUACCUUAACUUUAUGAUCAUUAUGUGUCUGUAUGUUUUGAUCGUUGGCUCUAACGUGCUGCUGAUCGUGGUGAUCUGUGUGAACAGCAGCUUACAAGAACCUAUGUACAUGUUUCUGUGCAGCCUGUUUGUGAAUGAACUGUACGGCAGCACAGGCUUGUUCCCCUUCCUGCUGGUCCAGAUUCUCUCUGAUGAUCACACGGUUGCUGCUCCGCUCUGCUUCCUGCAGAUCUUCUGUGUUUACACCUAUGCAACAGUUGAAGUUUUAAAUUUGGCUGUCAUGUCUUAUGACAGGUAUGUUGCCAUCUGUUUUCCUCUGCAGUAUAACACCACGAUGACUGUUAGAAAGGUUGCCUUGCUCAUUGCCUUGACGUGGGGUUUCCCCUUUUUGGCCAUUGUGGUUCUGAUCUCACUGAGUGCACCCCUGCAGCUCUGUGGGAACGUCAUUGAUAAGGUUUUCUGUGGGAAUUACUCCAUCGUUAAACUGAGCUGCUCUAAUACCAGCAUUAACAACAUUUACGGACUUAUUUACACAGUAAUCUCAAUAGUAGUUCCUCUCAUUUUAAUUCUUUACACCUACGCAAAGAUUCUGGAAGUGUGUUUUUCUGCAACCAAACAGACCCGGCAUAAAGCCGUCAGCACCUGCACUCCACACCUGGCCUCUAUCUUAAACUUUUCUUUCGGCUGCUGUUUUCAGAUAUUGCAGAGCAGGUUUGAUCUAAGCAGUGUGCCUCCUGUGUUAUCCAUUAUCUUGUCGCUGUACUUCCUGACGUGCCAGCCGCUCUUUAACCCAGUGCUAUAUGGGCUGAAAAUGACCACAAUCCGAGACGCGGGUAAACGUCUGCUAUGUGGAGAAAACUCUGGUCCUGCAGCAGAGCUGUUCAGUUCAGCUUCUCGUACCUGACAACAUUUCUGAAGAUUUUAUUCUGGUGUGGGCUCAAUUAUCACUUUGUCUUAGGCUCAAUUUUAGUGUUUUUCCAUGGUUCUGAAGCAGUCAGGUUAGAUGUUUCUUUAAUGAGACAUGAUGUUCAGUUUGCAGACAAACAACUGAUGCUUUUCUUUUUCUCUCUGUUCUGAAUUUCUGUGCAGAUGUUUUGAUAUGAAAAUAAUUAAUGAAUGAAUGCAUUUUAUUUGGUCGUCUGUCCUGAGUUAAAAGUCUGGAAUUUGUUUUUAUCAAUUUUCAGAUCUGGAUAAAUAUGGAUAAAAGAAAAGAAAAGCACCACCGGAGUGGUUUUCCUUCUUCAACUCUUUAAAGGACAGA